AGUGUGGAGCAAUAGCCUGUGUUUCACGCAUGACGAGCCUGGUUUCCAGUUUGAGUCCGCCUACUCACUUAAAGGAACUGAAUGCUUCGCGUCUUGAAAGAAAUACACGGAUCUAAAUGAACACCUAUUGUAAUUUUAGAGACUUGACCGGAACCAAUUUCUUUGCAAGGAGUUAAGUUAUGGCGUUACCCUGAGAACAACCUUACAGUAUGGAAGCAGCAGUCUUGAGAGGCAAAUGCAAGAAAAAGCUACUGGUCUUCACGCUUUUGCUGUGCGUGCUGGCCCCCGCCUUGUCUGCACCAACGUCCUCUGAAGGUGCCCUGAUUGGGCGCAACCACAGUAGUCAUGGGAACCUGGAUAAAUGCGACAUUGGAGAAUAUAUUAGCAACAAUGGAGUCUGCUGUAACAAAUGCCAUCCAGGGGAGAAGCUGCUGGAGGAUUGUCCUAAGAGGAACAGGAGGACCUCAUGCAAGCCCUGUGAAAAAGAAACCUUCAUGGACAAGAGCAAUUUUCUUCGCAACUGUUUACGCUGCAGAGUCUGCAGAGCUUCAGAUUUUGAGGAACAGGUGUCACCAUGCACAAUAUACAAGGACAGAGAGUGUCGCUGUGUCAAGGGUUACUACAGAAACGCCAUCGACUCCCAGACACACGAAUGCCUGGAGUGUAAGAUCUGUAGGCCGGGGUGUGACGACCUCUGUGCCCCAGGUUCUCCUCCCAUCGAACCGGAACCCUCAAAACUUCCGGAGAAUGUUGAUAUUGUGCUGCCCGUAGUGGUUGCGUGCUGCAUCGCCCUGCUUGGGGUCAUAAGCCUCGUAACCUACCUAGCAACCAAAAAGAGUUUGAAGAGGAAAAUGAGAUUAAGGAACGAUGGUUCCGUCUCUUCCUCAGAGUCUAACUCUCGGGACUCUCAUAAAUCCACUAAAAGCUUUAUCCCCGACCCUGAAUGUCCAGAAAGGCAGAAUCUGGCUGUACCAACCCAAGAGUGUGAGUCAGACCUACCUGACUGUGUUCCCAAGGAGAUCAAGAUUCAGCAGGUGAUCUACUCAGUGCUGGACCUGGUGUCUGUGCGACACGUGAAACAGCUGGUGCGAUCUCUGGGCGUGAGCGAGAGGGACAUCGAGGGGGCCGAGGUGGACUACCGCUCCAUCCAGGAGGCCAACUACCAGAUGUUAAAGCUGUGGGCCGAGGGUGGGGCCAGGGGCGGGGCCGAGGGCAGGGCCAGGGGCGUGGCCAGGGGCGUGGCCAGGGGAGGGACGGGGCGAGGGGUUCUGCCACGUGCUUUACUGCAGGACCUGCUGGAAAAUCUGAGGGAGAUGGACCUGGGCGGGGUGGCAGAGGAGCUGGAGGAAAAGUUCAGGGUUCAGUAGACACACACACACAUUCACACACACGCACGCACGCUCACACACACACACACAAGCAUACAUACUACUGAACACAGAAACACACAUAUACACACACACUAACAUGGUGCUCGAACUGGGAACGUAAAUUAAACAAUUUCACCCUUCAUCUUGUAAUACAGAUGUGGGUUGUGAAGUGCUUCUAUAGUCGAAGUAAUAUUCGGUUACACUCAGUUUAUUCAGAGAGAGGUUUUUAUGAUGGCAUUAUUGAUGAGGGGCUUCGAAUUAAGCUAGAAGAUGCGUAUCAUGAUGUCAUGAUGUCUAUGUCAAAAUGUUCUAACAUCUGUAUUGUUAUUGCCCUACCUUUUGUCUUAACCGUUGAACCAAGUUCCAGUCAUGUUUUGUAGUUGGACUUGUUCAAUUCCAACUUGUAGUUGGAAUUGUUUGGUUGGGAUGAGGGCAUUGUGAUGGAAUCUAUGGGGAUUUUCAUCUUGGUGUGUAAUUGUAUCUUGUGAAUCACACUAACACAUACUUGUAAUGCACAUUUUAUGCUACCACAGCUUGCUGUCAAAGUUAUGUUUGUUUAUUUCUGCUCAGUAUCUUCUUCUGCCUUCCUAGGACCAUAUAGUAUCUUUCCAUUUUUAUAUUUUAUUUUAUAUUCUGUUUAGUAGUAUAUAUCCUGCUGUUAGUGCUCUGUGAUUGAUCAAAUUAUUUACACUUUAUCACAUUCCAGUAUCCGUAUGUAGAUAAGUAGGUGGCACAAGCUGUUGGCAAUGUUUUUUAUGAAGUCAUUUCCUGUGUGCCAGUGGACAGUAAUAAACAUCACAACUAUAAUUAA
Messenger RNA from Osmerus eperlanus (European smelt), 2181 nucleotides. RefSeq names its product tumor necrosis factor receptor superfamily, member 1a (gene tnfrsf1a). NCBI's taxonomy places the organism in Eukaryota, Metazoa, Chordata, Actinopteri, Osmeriformes, Osmeridae. Bases 210 to 1367 code for a protein of 385 amino acids. Gene Ontology annotation, molecular function: tumor necrosis factor receptor activity; tumor necrosis factor binding. Gene Ontology annotation, biological process: inflammatory response; signal transduction. The transcript is spliced from 9 exons. Gene Ontology annotation, cellular component: signaling receptor complex; membrane raft. The record is from RefSeq and is a predicted model, not a curated record.